AUGUUGGGAAAUUGGUCUCAGAGCGGUCCUCAAGGGCCUCAAAACUACAACAAAAACUACAAUGCUCCUAUACCUGCGCCGCCUCGUGGGCGUCCCCCAAUCUGCUUCACGUGUGGCCAAGAAGGUCAUUAUGUCAAAGAUUGUCCAAAACAAAAUCAAAAUAGUCAAGUUGCUAUGGCUGCUCCUCAGGCAGCAAAUACCAAUGGGUAUGGGGCAACAUCACAAACGAAGCAGUGGGCCAAUGUUCAAAAUGGCCAGAUGGGUUCCAAAUAUGCUCCCUAUCCUGGUUCUGAAAGUGCUCCAAUGUCACAAUUUACAGACCCUGGUCAAAAUUCUCAAUUCAAUGGGGCGUCUAUAUCUGCUCCCUAUGCAACAAAUCUACCUUAUCAACAACAUCCCAGUCCACAUUCAUCACAGCAAGAGUUCCAGCAGCAAGGUUUCCAACAACAGAAUCACCAACCACAAGGGCGUUCCCAUCACGCCUAUUCUAAUUACCACCAGAAUAAGCCGUACGAACAACCUUUCGCCAAUGGAGCUGACUAUAACCAACAAAAUCAACAGCAAAACGGAUCUCAAGGCUAUCAAGCUCCGUACAAUCAAUAUUCCCAGUCAAAUUCACCACAACAAUAUGGCCCACCAACCCAAUCUCAGAGUGGACAGCAAUUUCCUUCCUCCUCCGUCCCAACCACACCCUUUCAACAUCAAAAUAAUGGUUACACUCAAGAUUACAGUAACCUAGGCCGAUCAGCAUCUUACCAAAGUCAAGGCACGCCAAGCCAAGGGCAAUGGAAUGGUUCACCGCCAUCAACGACUUCUUUGAAUGGAUCACAACAACAGCAAGUCCAGGUGCAAUCAAGUUCUGGUUUUCAUCAUGAGUUUAGGAGAUCUCAAUCACAGCAGUCCCAGCAAAGUGGAAGUCGCAUGGGAUCUCAACAAGUCCAGCAGGGUGAAAGUCGGUCCGGCUCUCAGCAGCCUCCUAUCUCAACCCCAGAAGUGAAUAAACGUGGGUUGUACAUCCCUCGAUCUAAAAAUACUCCACACACUGCCCCCAAUGAAGUUUCUUCACAACCUGUCGAGACACCGCGAGCUUCUUCAAGAGCUUCAAGCGUGGCUCCUACACCGUAUGGUUCGCCUACUUCAAGAAAUAAUGUAUCUGAAUGGGAUGGACAUCCAGCCGAUAUGAAGGAAGACGGUGAUCGGACUGACGAAGAGAAACAGUUCAAUUGGGAUUACAAAAAGAUCUUCAUGGCUGCAGGCGAAAAACAUGAAACAGUUGCACUUGCGCAACCUUUAGCUAAUAGAUUUGAUAUGACCCCUGUCCCUCUUAUCGAUAAGAAAUCAACCAUUACAAUCUCGAGGUACGCAAGAAGAGAAAACCUGAAGGAGUAUACGCAGAGCGCUAGGAAAACACCUCAGUGGCCAUACUUACAAGAAGAUCCAACUUUCCAGGACUUCAAGACUGAAGAUGACCCGAUACCUUUCCAAGAACUUGAUGCUUGUAUGAAAUUGAGGCAUGGCGAUGCAUAUGUAUCUAUUGCAGCUCGAAAGGCGACUGCUGCGGUUGUACCACGUACGGGUAAGCGUAAACCCAGCACGUCGGAACAGGAUAAUGUCAAUGAUCAAUUACAAGCCGAUUUUCCAACAUUGCAAAACAACAAACGUCAAAAAGUUGACGAUCAAUUGUCAAAAUCUGCGGAUGGCCUGCCUAGAUUUAGCGAUGAUAAUACAGAAAACGAAGCUCCAUCUGUUGCUGAAGCACCCGACGAUAUCUGGGCUCCUCAGGCGGGCGAGAGCGCCGAUCCAACUGAGGCGUUGCUGGCAUCUUUAGGUGUUUCUGGUGCUCCGAAGCCGGUUGAGCCUGGACCACCGGUCAUGAUUCCUAUUGAGGAGUUGCAGCAGCCGAUCUACAGUCCCCAGCAACCUCCUUAUGAGCCACAGCAAACUUCCUACAGUAAUCAAGCUCCGUAUAUUCAGCAACCUCCAUAUAAUCAGCAACCUCCAUAUAAUCAGCAACCACCAUUCAAUGUUCAGCAGCAAACGCCAUACAAUCAACAAUCACCUUUCAAUGCUCAGCAACCUGCUUUCAAUCCUCAACAGCCUCCUUAUAAUGUCCAGCAACCUCCAUACAGCCAACAACCUCUCUUCAAUACACAGCAUCCUCAUUUCAAUGCUCGGCAACCUCCCUACAACCAACAGUCACCCUUUAAUGCCCAACAACCUCCUUUCAACCCUCUGCGGCCUCACUACAAUGCUCAACAACCUUAUAAUUCCCAGCGGCAUCCUUUUAAUCCUAGCAUGGCAAAUCAAGCUUUUAGACAAGAACCAGGUUAUGCUAACGCUCUUCCUUCAUUCUCCGGACCACAAGUCUUUAAUCACCAGCACAUUCCUCCUCCCCCACCGCCCCCACUGGGAGAGGAGCCUAUGUUCGACCCAUGGCCAGAGCACAAUGUUACAACAACGCCUCCUCCCACUGACCGCGCGGAAAAUGAUAAGGAAAAUGGAAAGAAAGGUGCCGAGGAAAAUGUCACGCCGGAAUCCCCUUUGAGCCCCACCUCGUUGGAAAUACUCGGAAAAAUAAAUAAAGAGCCUGUAAAGCCACGCAAAAUCGUACGAGUAAUCAGUGGCAAGAAAGGCAAAGAAUCUCAGCGUUUGUCUGAGGAAGCUGUGCCGAAACUUAAAAGGGCUGCGCCAGUGGUCGAUGCAGCUUAUAGUCGCCGUUGGUAG
Molecule: messenger RNA, 2724 nt
Organism: Sclerotinia sclerotiorum 1980 UF-70
Lineage: Eukaryota; Fungi; Ascomycota; Leotiomycetes; Helotiales; Sclerotiniaceae
Exons: 3
Coding region: 1-2724 (907 amino acids)
Biological process (GO): box C/D snoRNP assembly
Cellular component (GO): nucleus
Molecular function (GO): RNA binding; zinc ion binding
Source: RefSeq, a predicted model, not a curated record